This is a messenger RNA of Cucumis melo (muskmelon), 2838 nucleotides long. RefSeq names its product cation/H(+) antiporter 24. Gene Ontology annotation, biological process: regulation of pH; proton transmembrane transport. Gene Ontology annotation, cellular component: membrane; endomembrane system. The transcript has 4 exons. Lineage: Eukaryota; Viridiplantae; Streptophyta; Magnoliopsida; Cucurbitales; Cucurbitaceae. The record is from RefSeq and is a predicted model, not a curated record. The coding region runs from base 215 to 2695 and encodes 826 amino acids. Gene Ontology annotation, molecular function: antiporter activity.
GAUUGAGCAUAAAAGACGAAUGGAAUAUAAGACUUCAAAAAUCCCCAUUCAACGCGCCUUCACUCUUCCUUAAUAACUUCUUUCUAAUUUCUUCUUCUUCUUCUUCUUCUUCUUCUUCUUUUUUCUUCUUUUUUGUUUGACGUAAAAAUAUUAAAGAAAUAAAUAAUAAUAAUAGUUUAUUAUUAUUACUAUUAUUUGUUAAUAUUGUUAUUGCAUGGUAAGGGUAUUUCCAGUAGUGGGUGGUAAUUUUGCGCAAUAUGUGUGGCGCAACUUCCACGGCGGCGAUAUUAUCAGUGGCAAGAUGGUGGAGAGAAUUCAGGUGGUGGGCGGAGUCGGACACAAAACAGCGGACGGAGUCGGCAUAGCAUGUCGGGUUUCGCGUCCAUCAACUUCGGGGGUUUUUUAUGGAUCAAACCCUCUUGAAGAUUCAUUCUCGGCUUUGCUUUUGGAUGUUGUCUUUGUAAUAUUAAUUAUUCAUCUUCUUCAUCUUUUUCUUAGGCCUCUCCAUCAGCCUAAAAUCGUCUCUCAAAUCCUCGGGGGUUUCAUCAUUGGACCAUCGGUUCUAGGCCACAACAAUAAUUUCAGACUACAUUUGUUUCCAGAAGAUGUGAGUUUCUUACUAACCAACAUCGGUUUAAUCGGUUUCAUGUAUUUCUUAUUCAUUUCCGGAGUCAAAACCGAUCUCAGCCUCAUUAAAAAAGCAGGAAAAAAAGAAUACUCCAUUGCUUCCUUUAGCGUAGUGGUUCCAUUACUACUAAACAUCUCAUUUGCAUUACUCAUAAGAAAAUCCAUGAACGAAGACCUUGCCAAAUUCUCUUCCAUUGGUGCCAUCACUUCCUCUUUAGCCAUCACUGCCUUCCCUGUCGUCCACCCGAUUCUCCACGAGCUCAAUCUCUUGAGCUCUGAGGUCGGUCGUAUGUCGAUGUCCAUCUCGAUAAUCAGCGACGCGGUAGGCAUCAAUGCAGUCAUCGCGUUCGAGGCCGCAAUACAAGGAGAAACGGAUGCCAUUAAUUCAUUAUGGUACCUAAUUUCACUAAUUGUUUUGUUGGGUUUCAUCGUGUUUGGUGUAAGAAGAGCAAUGCAUUGGAUUGUUAAGAGGACUCCUGAAGGGCAAGCUGUGGAACAAGGAUUUGUUGUAGCAAUUUUGCUUGGGGUUUUGAUAAUGGGAUUCUUAACCGAUUUGUUUGGGAUUGCUAUUCUUAAUGGGCCACUUUGGUUGGGUAUGGCUAUUCCUGAUGGUCCUCCUUUGGGUUCAACUCUCGUGGAGAGGAGUGAGACUAUAAUUUCUGAGCUUUUGAUGCCGGUUUCGUUUGCUUUCGUGGGGCUUUACACUGAUGUUUUUGAAAUGGCUAAGGCUGGUUGGCCUACUUUGGCGCCAUUGUUUUUCUUGGCAUUGGCUGGUCAUUUCUUUAAGCUUGGUGCUACUCUCGUUGCGUCUCUUUACUUUCAAUUGCCGGUUCGAGAUAGUCUCGCGGUUAGUUUUAUCAUGUGCUUGAGAGGCCAAGUCGAAAUCGUUCUCCUUCUUCAUUGGAUGGAUAAAAAGAUAAUAAAAAUCCCAGAAUUCACAAUGCUGGUGCUAAUGACUGCAACGGUGACAGCAAUAGUAACUCCACUAGUAAGCAUAUUGUACGACCCAACAAAGCCGUACAUGGUGAACAAAAGAAGAACAAUUCAACACUUACCGCCAGGGACAAAGAUGAAAAUAGUAGUGUGCAUAGAAGAUCAAGGAGAUGUAGCAGCAUUAGUGAGUUUACUAGACAUGUCUAACCCAACCGUGGUUAGCCCAUUUUCCAUCUACGCCCUCCAUCUCAUCGAGCUGGUCGGCCGAGCUGCCCCAGUCUUCAUCGACCACAAAAAAAGCAAAGCUCCUUCCAAGUACACCGCCUCCGACUCCAUCCACAAUGCUCUCAAGCUCUAUGAGGAGGCUCGCUCUGAGCUCGUCAAGUUACAUACCUACACUGCUGUCGCACCUAAGCGAACCAUGAAUCAAGACAUUUGCGAGCUUGGGUUGAUCAAAAGGGCCAAUCUCAUCAUCCUCCCUUUUAGCAGAAGAAAUGGAGAACAUUCAGGAGUGAGAUUACAAAAUAUGAACAUAAGUGUAUUAGAACAUGCACCAUGUUCAGUGGGGAUUCUAGUAGACAAAUGCAAUCUUCACAGUCCAAUGGUAGGACAAUCAUUUUGGAACUCAGCUCAACAUUUUGUUGUUCUGUUUCUUGGAGGAGCAGAUGCAAGAGAAGCACUUGCAUAUGCAGACAGAGUCAUAGGAAACCAGGACGUUUACGUAUCGGUAAUAAGAUUUCUGUCACAAAAUUCAAAAGGAGACAAUGAGUUUGAGAAGAAACUUGAUGAUGGAAUGGUAACUUGGUUUUGGGUAAAGAAUGAAACAAAUGAGAGAGUGAUUUAUAGAGAAGUAGUUGUGAGAAAUGGAGCAGAGACAAUUGCAGCAAUACAAACAAUGAAUGAUGAUUCAUAUGAUUUAGUUGUAGUUGGAAGAAAACAAGGGAUAAAUCCAGUGCUUCUUGAAGGAUUAUCAAAUUGGAGUAAUCAAAAUGAGUUGGGAAUUAUUGGUGAUUUUGUUGCUUCUGAGGAUUUUACUGCAGCAAGUUCCAUUUUGGUUAUGCAACAACAAGUUUUAAGAGAUCAAGGUCAGUUUUCUUCUGGGGUUUGUGGCAAAAUUAGGUUUGAUAUUCGCUAGGAAUAUGUUUUAAUGUUGUGUUGUGUACAUUAUGUAAUUAAUUAACUAAUUAUUUGAUUAGACUUAGAUUAUUAUUAUUGUUCUUAAUUAUUAUGUACAUGGAAUCAAAUUAUAUAUAUAUGAUUCAACCAAAUCUAAUUGAA